Molecule: messenger RNA, 753 nt
Organism: Ascochyta rabiei
Lineage: Eukaryota; Fungi; Ascomycota; Dothideomycetes; Pleosporales; Didymellaceae
Exons: 3
Coding region: 1-753 (250 amino acids)
Source: RefSeq, a predicted model, not a curated record
AUGGCCAAUAAUAACCCGCUUGUGCGGCUCGCACAGAAACUUGCUUCAGAAGGUCCAUACAGGGUCGAACAAACACCGCGGCGCGUACGAGCAUUGUUCAACGGUAGAUACGUCAUAGACACUCUGCGAGCAUAUCACGUCUGGGAACACCCAAACUUCCCGCAGUUCUACGUUCCAACGUCAGAAUUUGCAGAUGCCGAUCUUACAUCAACAUCUCCCAUCGAUGGCACGCACGGCCACGUGCACUUUGGACGCCUUGCCGCCGGAAAUGCAGUCACUGAGCGUAUUCUCAUCUUCGGCACUGAAGAAUUGAGAGACCUGGUCAAGGUCGAUUUCCACAGCAUGGACCAGUGGUUUGAAGAAGACGUUCCGGUAUAUGGCCAUCCAAAAGAUCCCUACAAACGCAUCGACAUUCUCCACUCUACGCGCAACAUCAAGGUAGGCAUCGAUGGUGUCACCCUCGCAGAUACUUCUUCGCCACUGUUUCUCCUCGAAACAACGCUGCGAAGUAGGCAUUAUCUUCCGCCCACGAGCGUGAGUUGGGAGUACUUGCGCAGGAGUGAUACAGAGACGCUAUGCCCAUACAAGGGAAGAGCAAACUACUACCAUGUUGUGGUAAACGGGAAGGAACAUAGGGAUCUGGUAUGGUACUAUAGAUACCCUACUAGUGAGAGUGCAUCCAUUGCCGGUUACUUGUGCUUUUACAAUGAGAAGGUCGAUGUCUGGAUUGAUGGAGAAAAGGAACAGCGGUAG